Messenger RNA from Knipowitschia caucasica, 642 nucleotides. The record is from the annotation of a GenBank genome assembly. NCBI's taxonomy places the organism in Eukaryota, Metazoa, Chordata, Actinopteri, Gobiiformes, Gobiidae.
AUGGGUGGUCCCCAGAGGCAGGUCCACAGACUCCAGCUCCGCACAGAUGUGAGUGAAGUCCUCGUCCUCUCGCUCCUCCGUCCCAGACUCUGCUCCUGUCGCCAUCAGAGCUCCAGGUUCAGUUCAGAGCUCCAGGCUCAGCUCAGAGCUCCAGGCUGCAGUUCAGAGCUCCAGGCUUCAGCUCAGAGCUCCAGGCUGCAGUUCAGAGCUCCAGGUUCAGCUCAGAGCUCCAGGCUCAGCUCAGAGCUCCAGGUUCAGUUCAGAGCUCCAGGCUGCAGUUCAGAGCUCCAGGCUCAGCUCAGAGCUCCAGGUUCAGUUCAGAGCUCCAGGCUGCAGUUCAGAGCUCCAGGCUCAGCUCAGAGCUCCAGGCUGCAGUUCAGAGCUCCAGGCUUCAGCUCAGAGCUCCAGGCUGUAGUUCAGAGCUCCAGGCUCAGCUCAGAGCUCCAGGCUGCAGUUCAGAGCUCCAGGCUUCAGCUCAGAGCUCCAGGCUCAGUUCAGAGCUCCAGGUUCAGCUCAGAGGUCCAGGCUCAGUUCAGAGCUCCAGGCUGCAGUUCAGAGCUCCAGGCUGCAGUUCAGAGCUGGACACAUGCUUCAUCAGCACAAAGGAAGCCUGGCAGAGACAAGGACCUUGUGAUUCAAUGA